Molecule: messenger RNA, 2667 nt
Organism: Ilyonectria robusta
Lineage: Eukaryota; Fungi; Ascomycota; Sordariomycetes; Hypocreales; Nectriaceae
Product: peptidase S8/S53 domain-containing protein
Exons: 3
Coding region: 1-2667 (888 amino acids)
Biological process (GO): proteolysis
Cellular component (GO): cytosol; membrane; cell wall
Molecular function (GO): serine-type endopeptidase activity; tripeptidyl-peptidase activity
Source: RefSeq, a predicted model, not a curated record
AUGGUGCGUCUAAGCUUGGUUGCGUCGCUCUUCGCGGCGGUAGCCAGUGCCGUGACUGUCGAGCAGAUUGGCAACAAGAAGGGCACCACGCGUCUUCCAGGCGCCUACAUCUUUGAAUUCGAGGAUGAAAGUGACCACGCCGACUUCUAUUCCAAGACCAGCACUGAUGGCAAGACUCGAAUGGAGUUCGACUUCAAGCUAUUCAAAGGAGCCUCGAUUCAAUUCAACGACCACGAGCGCGCGGAGGAGAUUGCGGCCAAGAUCUUAGAACUCCCUGCUGUCAAGGCAAUGUGGCCGGUCAGGGUGUACGGCAUCCCGGAGCCGCGGAUUGAUUGGCAGGGCACGCCGGGACAGGAGUACGCAACCAUGAAGAAGCGAUCGGCAUCUGAGACUGCCAAGGAUAUCUUCUCGCCUCACGUCAUGACCCAGGUCGACAAGCUUCGAGAGGAGGGCUAUACUGGAAAAGGCGUCAAGGUUGCCGUCAUUGACAGCGGUAUCGACUAUAAGCAUCCAGCUCUUGGCGGAUGCUUUGGCGAUGGAUGUCUUGUCAGUUUUGGAACUGAUCUCGUCGGUGAUGACUACAACGGCUACAACGAAGUCAACCCUGACGACGACCCCAUGGACUGCCAGGGCCACGGAACCCACGUCGCCGGCAUUCUCGCUGCUCAGGAGAACUCGAUGGACUUUACCGGCGCCGCCCCUGGCGUCACACUCGGCUCCUACCGCGUCUUCGGCUGCAACGGCGAGGCCGGAAACGACGUCCUGAUCGCCGCCUUCAACAAGGCCUACGAGGACGGCGCCGACAUCAUCACCGCCUCCAUCGGCGGCCCCAGCGGCUGGUCGGAGGAGGCCUGGGCCGUCAGCGUCUCUCGAAUCGUCGAGCAGGGCGUCCCCUGCACCCUGGCCGCGGGCAACUCUGGUAACGUCGGCAUGUUCUACGCCAGCACGGCGGCGAGCGGAAAGGGCGUGACGGCCGUUGCCUCGUUCGACAACACCGAGACUGUCUCGAUUCUCAACGUUUCCCACUACACCGUCAACGGCAGCGCAAAGCAGGAGUUUGGCUCCCAAGCCGGCAUCCCUGCUGCCUGGACCGGCGUCAAGCUUCCGCUCUGGGCCCUAAACUACGAUACGAAUGUCACGAAUGACGCUUGCGAUGAGUUCCCCAAGGGCACUCCCGAUCUAAGCGGCUACAUCGUUCUCAUCCGCCGAGGAACCUGCGAGUUCAUUAGCAAGGCUACCAACGCGGCCGAGGCUGGAGCCAAGUACAUUAUUGUCUACAACAAUGAGGCUGGCGUUAUCCCCUACGAUGUGUCCCCCGUCGACGGCAUCAAAGCUGCUGCCAUGGUGACGCCCGAGCAGGGCGAGAAGUGGAUCAAGCUCCUCCAAGCGGGCUCCAAGGUCGUCGUUGAGAUGUCCGAUGGCUCUGACGGCAAGGUCACGUUCGAGCAGGUCCGGAACGACCUCACCGGCGGCGCCGUCAGCACCUUUACCUCUUGGGGUCCGAACUGGGAGCUAGAAGCCAAGCCACAGUUCGGCGCCCCCGGCGGUGGCAUCUUGUCUACCUACCCUCGAAACCUGGGCAGCUAUGCUGUGCUCUCCGGCACCUCGAUGGCAACCCCCCUAAUGGCGGGCAUCUUCGCCCUCAUCUCCGAGGUCCGCGGCACGCUUGAGCCAGAGCUUAUUGAGAACCUCUUGUCUGCAAGCUCCAACCCGCAGCUGUUCAACGAUGGCGAGCGCUACUACCAGUUCCUCGCCCCCGUUCCGCAACAAGGCGCCGGUCUUGUCCAGGCCCACGACGCCGCCCACGCCAAGGUUCUCUUGAGCCCCUCGAGCUUGUCGUUCAACGACACGGAUCACUUUGUGCAAUCGCUCAACUUCACACUCAAGAACACAUGCACCAAGGAUGUCGAGUUUGAGAUCUCACACGCACCCGCUGGUACUACGUAUACGCUUGUUGAAAAUAGCAUUUAUCCCGACUCGUUUCCUAAUGAGUUUACUUCCCCACAAGCCACUGUCAAGUUUAGUGAGAACAAGGUCACCGUCGGCGCUGGCAAGAGCGUGACUAUUGAGGUCCUCCCCACUCCUCCAAACGGACUUCAGGCGGUUCGUCUUCCUGUCUGGUCCGGAUAUAUUGCCAUCAACGGUACAGACGGAAGCUCGCUGUCCAUUCCAUACCAGGGUCUCACCGGGUCCUUACACGACUCGAAAGUGCUAGGUCCCGAGGACACUUGGAUCAGCAAGUCAAGCGACGACAGAAAACUCCCCGUCGCCGAAAACACCACAUUCACGCUCCCAAAGCCCGGCACAAUCACCGACCAGGAGGACCUCAACUCCACGAGCGCCGUGUUCCCGACGCUGGUCUGGUUCCUUGCUCUCGGCUCUUCCAAGUUGCGCGCCGACGUUGUCCCCGUCAAGUCCAACUUGACGAAUGGCGAUUUCGAUGUGCCCAGUAACGGCAGCUUUGGACAGGUCGUGGACUUCCCAAUGCUGUGGAACUCAAUGGGCCAAAACUCGAUGCCGUGGACUGGCGAGUUGGCGGAUGGCAGCUAUGCGCCCGCGGGCAUGUACAAGAUUGUUUACCGGGCGCUGAGGAUCUUUGGGGAUGAGAAGAAGACGAGUGAUUGGGACAAGUCUGAGUCACCCGCGUUUGGCAUCAAGUACGCAUAG